Pezoporus flaviventris is the source of this 5006-nucleotide messenger RNA. It is a transcript of the gene CERT1, whose product is annotated as ceramide transporter 1. Lineage: Eukaryota; Metazoa; Chordata; Aves; Psittaciformes; Psittacidae. Gene Ontology annotation, cellular component: Golgi apparatus. Gene Ontology annotation, molecular function: phosphatidylinositol-4-phosphate binding. The record is from RefSeq and is a predicted model, not a curated record. Bases 611 to 2206 code for a protein of 531 amino acids. The transcript is spliced from 16 exons. Gene Ontology annotation, biological process: ER to Golgi ceramide transport.
UUUUUUUUUUUUUUUACCCAAGCGGGGAAGCUUUGCUGUGAGUCAGUCUGUGGUUUACUUGAGAAUAUUGUUGACCCACUUCAGGAAAUCCUUAGCUGGCAGAUCAGUGUGAACCAUGAUGGAGGUCUGCAAUAUGAUUCUGCAAACACUUAACUGAAAGCAGCUUUUCUGACGUGUACUGCCUUGUUGCUGAUACCAGCAUCUGCUCCUGUAAAGAAUCACAUGAAGCUUUGGAUCAUGUGUCUCUUUCCUCUUGUCUGUCAUAACGAAAGGAUUAAUGAUUUUUUGCACUGCCUUAGAAAGCUGAAGGUGUUGCAGUGUACUAACAAAUGCCAGUUUUAGUGUAGCUUUGAAGCUAUAAUGUAUGCAUGGAAUUUCAGAGAACUGCAUCUCUGCUGAGCAUAGUGAAUUAGCAUUAGUGUUUGAUGGUGUGAAUUCAUACAACUUCUGCAAGCUGUUUUGUUUUCAGGCAGAGACUGUUAGCUUCUAUCAUAUGGACUGUACCUGCUUUUCUAAUUUUUAUUUUGCGAAAUUAAAAAUUGCAUAAACAGAAGAAGCUCGUUUCAGCAUUCCUCUUAAUGUAAUUGAGUAUUUCUGCAGUGAAAAGUUAAUGAUCUGCUUUGCAAGACAUAAAUGCAGCAGUGACCUGCUCUCCUUUAGAUGUUGCGGUAGUAGAAUGACUGAAUCUGGCUAUGGAUCAGAGUCAAGCUUACGACGCCAUGGCUCCAUGGUGUCUCUUGUUUCUGGAGCAAGUGGCUACUCUGCAACAUCCACCUCUUCAUUCAAGAAGGGCCAUAGCUUACGUGAGAAGCUUGCAGAAAUGGAAACCUUCAGAGACAUCUUGUGUAGACAAGUUGAUACUUUACAGAAAUACUUUGAUGACUGUGCAGAUGCAGUUUCCAAAGAUGAACUCCAGAGGGAUAAAGUGGUAGAAGAUGAUGAAGAUGAUUUCCCUACAGUGCGUUCUGAUGGGGAUUUUGUACAUAACAGUAACAGCAGUAAGGAAAAAUUGUUUCCGCAUGUAACACCGAAAGGAAUUAAUGGCAUAGACUUUAAAGGAGAAGCUAUAACUUUCAAGGCAACUACUGCUGGAAUCCUUGCUACACUCUCUCAUUGUAUUGAACUCAUGGUAAAAUGUGAAGAAAGCUGGCAAAAAAAGCUAGAUAAGGAGUCAGAGAAGAGGAGGAGAAUUGAAGAAGCAUACAAAAAUGCUGUAACAGAACUGAAGAAAAAGUCCCACUUUGGAGGGCCAGACUACGAGGAAGGUCCUAAUAGUCUGAUUAAUGAAGAGGAGUUCUUUGAUGCUGUUGAAGCUGCUCUCGAUAGACAGGAUAAAAUGGAAGAACAGUCCCAAAGUGAAAAGGUUAGAUUACACUGGCCAACAUCCUUACCUUCUGGAGAUGCAUAUUCUGCUGUGGGGACUCAUCGAUUUGUUCAAAUGCCCUAUAGUCGCUCUUCCUCCAUGUCUUCCAUUGAUCUAGUCAGUGCCUCUGAUGAUGUUCACAGAUUCAGCGCCCAGGUGGAAGAGAUGGUACAAAACCACAUGACAUAUUCCUUGCAAGAUGUAGGAGGAGAUGCCAAUUGGCAACUAGUGGUAGAAGAAGGAGAAAUGAAGGUGUACAGAAGAGAGGUGGAAGAGAAUGGAAUAGUUUUAGAUCCUUUGAAAGCAACCCAUGCUGUUAAAGGGGUAACAGGGCAUGAAGUCUGCCACUACUUCUGGAAUGUUGAUGUUCGUAAUGACUGGGAAACAACAAUUGAAAAUUUCCAUGUUGUGGAAAAUUUAGCUGAUAAUGCUAUCAUCAUUUACCAGACACAUAAGAGAGUGUGGCCAGCUUCUCAAAGGGAUGUGCUGUAUUUGUCUGCCAUCAGAAAGAUACCAGCAUUCAGUGAAAAUGAUCCUGAAACCUGGAUUGUGUGCAAUUUCUCUGUAGAACAUGAUAGCGCUCCUCUGAAUAAUCGCUGUGUCCGUGCCAAAAUAAAUAUUGCUAUGAUUUGUCAGACAUUAGUAAGCCCACCAGAGGGGAACAAGGAAAUAAGCAGGGACAACAUCCUAUGCAAGAUUACAUAUGUAGCUAAUGUGAAUCCAGGAGGAUGGGCGCCAGCAUCAGUUUUACGGGCAGUGGCAAAACGGGAAUAUCCAAAAUUCUUGAAGCGUUUUACAUCCUAUGUGCAGGAGAAAACAGCAGGAAAGCCUAUCUUAUUCUAGUUUUAGCAGCAAUUGGAACAAGACUGAGUGAGCAUUCCGUGUUGGAGAAGUGACCAUACAUAGAGCACUCCAUGCUGGAAGGAAGGAUCUACAGUCUUUUUAUGGCCCAAGUUCUAGGCUUUAUAUACUGAAGUGAAGAAGGUGUUGCAGCACCACGAAGCUGAAUAUUUAACACUAGCUUUCUCCUGCUAACUUUUCUUGCUGAAUCAGUGUGCAAUUAUAAAUACAUGUAUUGAUAACAUGUAUAUGGCUCUACUUUGAUUUGCUUGCUUUAAAAGAGGAAGAAUGCAUACAGCUUUGAAUCUCCAAUGUUACUGCUUUAAUUUUAAACAAGUUGCAGAAUUUCACUGUCAGCCUUCCUAAGAUACUCACACAGUUUUUGUGCAUGUCUAAAAAGCACAAAAGGCAAAUGCACAUAUAGCAUACUGUAUGUGGUGUUUCUGGGGGGAGGGAGGGACUUCAGUAAGGCCUAGGUGACUUAUUGAUAGGUUUUGUUUUGCUUUGUAUAAUCACAUUUCAUUGCUGCUGGUUUCUAUACUGAAUCACCUUGUCACAUAAAAUGUCAGUUAAUAACUGAGGGCUGUCAAUAUCCUUACGACUUUGCCUUUUCUAUUGUCUUACUCUUAUGACGAUCUUUGGUUCUGAAGGAGUAAGAGUGUGAAAAGCUUUAUUUUUUUUCAAGAUAUCUUUAUAUUUCUAUUGUAUUUUUUAGUUAUAUAAUAUGUGCUACAGAAUUUUUGUUAUUAAACACAAUCCAGAAAUAUCUAGGAAGAUUCCCUGUGAAAUAGCAAGAGACUUGCCUGAGAGCUAGAAGCCAUCUGUCCAUGAUGUAUGUGGACUGCUUUCUUGCAUGAUACCCAGGGCUUUCCUGAAGCUGUGAGAAGGUACACUAUGAUAUUUAUUGAAGUAAUUUGGACUACAUAGGACAAUAUUACCAGACUAGAAUGAGGAUGAGUACAUUAUUUUCAGAUCCUGCAUAUGUUUUCCUCAUAAUAAUAAAGCCAUGCUUUGAGGUUCAUGUAGAAAAUUAUUUCCCUCUUGAUCGAAACCCAUCAGAGCUAUAAGGAUGCACAGUUCUUAUCAGAAAGUUCCCUUUAGCUGCUGUGAGAAUUUAAAUGUCAUAUAUUUGCCUGCCUUUGAUUCUGGAGAUACACUUACUAGGAGAGGACUAUGGCAGACUCAUACUGACUUUGAGGUCUCUCAUCUGUGUCCAAUAGUUGGAAACUCUUCAGAGACCGCUUGGCAUUUCACUAACCUGUGUAUCUUGAGAAAAAAGGUUUUUUUUUCCUGGAAGAAAGCUGAAAGUCUUAUUUCAAAUAAUAUGGUAGGUGCCUGAAAAUAUAUAUAAUAUAGUAACUUCAGAUUUGGAAAAGAUUUAAGUGUGAUCUGCACAGUGUUGAAAAACUUUGCUCAUUUUCUCUGUAGAGAGGAAAUCGUAUAUAACACGAUUACACAUGCAUGCAGAUUUCAUGCUCCAUAACUCUUCCCUUUUUAUUUGCCUUUCUCUAAUGGUGUGCAUGGAAUAUGCCUUAUUACAGAGUUACUCUGUUGAUUUGAAUAUGUAGAAAAGUGCCUAUAUGGUAAUGCUGGUAAGGCAAAUAAGAUGAACAUUUGUGCAAGUUUACUAUAUCAUCAGUGAGCAUUUUAUAUGGAGAUGUAAAAAAAAAAAAAAUCUUAUACCUCAAAUGUACUUCAUCUUUUUACAAUCAACUAAGCAAUGGUACAUUCCACCACAGCCACUGAUGGGAACUUUAAAAAAAAAAAAAAAAUCAAAAAUACAGAGUUUAAGUCCUGAUUUGCCAUUUCUGGUAAUUGUUGGAACAUGGGAUGGGCAAGUUACUAAUUUAAUUGGAUAGCUUUAUUUUACAAAGGUAUGGAAAGUUUACAAAGCAGUAUAUAAACCUAUAUCAUUAGUUGCAUUUGCACUAAAUGUGAUGUACUUUUGCGAUAUAUUCUGUAAAUAAAAUUACACUGCAGAUACUAUUUGUAAAGAAUACAUUUUAAUUUUAGAUAAAGGCACUGGUACUUCACUACAGCUAGCCCUGCCCAGUCAGUUCUAAGAGGCUUCUCAAAGGUUAGGGAAGGAGUUGCAAGACUGAGAAAUUGGUAUUGACUGCUUUACAAACCAAAUUUAAAAAAUGCCGUUGUCUGUAGGCCUCUCAGAUUGUCUGUGUGUGAGUAGCCAUUAGAUGCUUUAUUCUGAAGGGGAUCUUGCUUUCAUCAUUUUGUAAAUUUGCACAGUCUCUUGAGCCCAUCCAUCUCUCUCUUCAGUCACUGCCACAUAUCUAUGCACUAUUGAGUAUACUUCUUCCUGUUAGUGGAUGGGUAGUUUUCAUACAGCUGUGGCGAUCUUUGCAGAGGCAGCUCCCGACUCUGGGAUGGAUGAAUUUUAUAAACUGAACCAGUUUGAAGGGUUGGGAACACCGUAAUCUUUUCUCUAUCAGAUCUCAUUCUCUGAAUACCUCUGUCCAUUCAGAGAAUUUGGAUGUUACCUGAUUAGAUAUGAAGGAAAUAAUCUGAUAUAACUUGUUUUGGGGAUGAGGAUGAGAUGGCCGUUGUCAUCUUGUCUGAGAAUCUGGAUAUACUAUUUUGACAAAUUUGUCUGUGAAAAACAUGAUGCACUUUGGAAAAAAAAUAAUUACAGUUUACUUAAUUGGGCUGAGCUGGCUUACCUGAAGUUGUGCAGAUUCUCUUUAAUCAGAUUGUCCACCUGUAUUUUUGUCAAGUUGUACAGAUAACGCUGUAUUUGAAUUGCCACUGUUCAUCUACAGAUUUAAAACAUGAAUCAUAUUUUUGAGUA